Messenger RNA from Pygocentrus nattereri (red-bellied piranha), 1405 nucleotides. It is a transcript of the gene pcna, whose product is annotated as proliferating cell nuclear antigen. Gene Ontology annotation, cellular component: PCNA complex. Gene Ontology annotation, molecular function: DNA binding; DNA polymerase processivity factor activity. Lineage: Eukaryota; Metazoa; Chordata; Actinopteri; Characiformes; Serrasalmidae. Bases 210 to 992 code for a protein of 260 amino acids. The record is from RefSeq and is a predicted model, not a curated record. Gene Ontology annotation, biological process: leading strand elongation; regulation of DNA replication; mismatch repair. The transcript has 6 exons.
AAGUUGCGUAGGCCGGCCUGCAUCAAAAGUGGACUGAAAGCGCGCGCAGAAAACACAUUUGGAGCCUCGUGUACCGGGAGGGUCUGUUAGAUCAGUCCUCUUGUAGAUAUAUCAGAGUUGGUGCGCUUUCCCCGCUGUCUCUGAGCACAGAAGCUGCCAGGAUCCCACUUGGUUUUCUUGUCUUCUUUCCCCCUUAAAUAAACGACAGAAUGUUCGAGGCACGGCUCGUCCAGGGAUCCAUCCUGAAGAAGGUGCUGGAGGCUCUGAAGGACCUGAUCACCGAGGCCUGUUGGGACGUCAGCUCGUCCGGGAUCUCCCUGCAGAGCAUGGACUCCUCUCACGUCUCCCUGGUGCAGCUCACACUGCGCAGCGACGGCUUCGACUCCUACCGCUGCGACAGAAACCUCGCCAUGGGGGUCAACCUGAGCAGUAUGUCGAAGAUCCUGAAGUGUGCUGGGAAUGAGGACAUAAUCACUUUGCGGGCGGAGGACAACGCAGACUCGCUGGCUCUGGUGUUCGAGACCCUCAAUCAGGAGAAGGUCUCUGACUACGAAAUGAAGCUGAUGGACCUGGAUGUGGAGCAGCUUGGAAUUCCAGAGCAGGAGUACAGCUGUGUGGUGAAAAUGCCUUCAGGCGAAUUUGCCCGGAUCUGCCGAGACCUGUCACAGAUCGGAGAUGCGGUCAUGAUUUCCUGCGCCAAAGAUGGAGUAAAGUUCUCUGCCAGUGGCGAGCUGGGCACGGGCAACAUCAAACUGUCCCAGACCAGCAAUGUGGACAAGGAGGAUGAGGCUGUGACAAUUGAGAUGAAUGAACCAGUGCAGCUGAUUUUUGCUCUGAACUACCUGAACUUCUUCACCAAGGCCACACCCUUGUCUAAAACAGUCACACUCAGCAUGUCCGCAGACAUUCCUCUUGUGGUGGAGUACAAGAUUGCAGAUAUGGGUCACAUCAAGUACUACCUAGCCCCUAAGAUCGAUGAGGAGUCGUCCUAAAUCCAUCCGAAGGGAAACUGAAGGCGCUCCAGCUCUGUGCGUGGAAACCCGCUUGCAUGGCUGCUGGGCUACUUUUACAGAAGUUUUACUCUGCGCUGGUUCACACAUCGACGGAGCCAACAUGACUGACUGUUCAACCCAUGAAGGGAGUCUUGGGAAAGAUAACCGAGCCUGUCUGAUUAUUAGUUUCAGGUUCUGGUUACUUUACCAGAUGCAGUAAUGUGGUGACUGAGGUGUGCUCGGAUGCAGUCUGUUCUCAGUCUUUCAGUUUCACCCUCAUUCCCUUUUCAUUUUUCCCUUUUGCCUCUAAGCACUCGGUUUAUUCCACUCAUUCCAAUAUGUAGAUAAAUGUUUCUGUAAAUAUGCUAAUUGGACUCAUUGUUGCCCUCUAAUAAAAUCUUUUUGUAAUGGUG